This is a messenger RNA of Phytophthora infestans T30-4, 348 nucleotides long. RefSeq names its product elicitin-like protein. The coding region runs from base 1 to 348 and encodes 115 amino acids. The transcript has a single exon. NCBI's taxonomy places the organism in Eukaryota, Oomycota, Peronosporomycetes, Peronosporales, Peronosporaceae. The record is from RefSeq and is a predicted model, not a curated record. Gene Ontology annotation, cellular component: extracellular region.
AUGAAGACUGUAGCUAGCAUUACCGCUAUCGCAACCAUGUUCGGCUCUCUCAUCGCCGCUGAGAAGUGCUCACCAGAUUUAUUGAGUAUUAAUCUGCUUCCGCUCGAAUCGAUGUCGAAGCUCUGCGCCGCCGACUCAGGAUACAAGCUUUACCCAUACACGGAUAUGCCGUCGGAGGACGAGCUUAAUGCUUUAUGCAAGAGCGAAGCUUGCUGCAACAUGCUUGACGAAGCUAACGCGCUAGACUGCGUCUUAACAAUCAACGGCAGUGAGCACACUAUUCAGGACAGUGCCGCAGCUAUUUUCGCAGGAUGUGAGAUUCUUGAUGCUAUGGAGCUCUCGGGUUAG